GACUUGUGCGCCCGGGAAACCCCGUUGCUCCCUUUCCCCUGGCUGGCAGCGCGGAGGCCGCACGAUGCCUGGAGUUACUGUAAAAGACGUGAACCAGCAGGAGUUCGUCAGAGCUCUGGCAGCCUUCCUCAAAAAGUCCGGGAAGCUGAAAGUCCCUGAAUGGGUGGACACUGUCAAGCUGGCCAAGCAUAAAGAGCUCGCACCCUACGAUGAGAACUGGUUCUACACGAGAGCUGCUUCCACAGCGCGGCACCUGUACCUCCGGGGCGGUGCUGGGGUCGGCUCCAUGACCAAGAUCUAUGGGGGGCGUCAGCGGAAUGGCGUCAUGCCCAGCCACUUCAGCAGAGGCUCCAAGAGUGUGGCCCGUCGAGUCCUCCAAGCCCUGGAGGGGCUGAAAAUGGUGGAAAAGGACCAAGAUGGGGGCCGCAAACUGACACCUCAGGGACAGAGAGAUCUGGACAGAAUCGCCGGACAGGUGGCAGCUGCCAACAAGAAGCAUUAGAACGAACAAACGAUGCUGGGUUAAUAAAUUGCCUCAUUCGUAA
This is a messenger RNA of Talpa occidentalis (Iberian mole), 545 nucleotides long. It is a transcript of the gene RPS19, whose product is annotated as ribosomal protein S19. NCBI's taxonomy places the organism in Eukaryota, Metazoa, Chordata, Mammalia, Eulipotyphla, Talpidae. Gene Ontology annotation, molecular function: structural constituent of ribosome; RNA binding. The record is from RefSeq and is a predicted model, not a curated record. The coding region runs from base 65 to 502 and encodes 145 amino acids. Gene Ontology annotation, biological process: translation; ribosomal small subunit assembly. The transcript is spliced from 6 exons. Gene Ontology annotation, cellular component: ribosome; cytosolic small ribosomal subunit.